AUGUUGGCAUCAAGUGUCAAGAGUGAGAUUAUAAAGAAGAUUAAAGAGGCUAAAUAUUUUUCUGUGAUUCUUGAUUGCACCCCUGAUGCUAGUCACAAAGAGCAAAUGACUUUGAUAAUAAGAUGUGUAGAUGUUGCAAGUUGCCCAAUAAAAGUAGAAGAGUAUUUUUUGGAGUUUUUAAAUGUGGAAGAUACAUCGGGUUUGGGUCUUUUUAAUGAACUACAAGCUGCUCUAAGCUCUCUUGAUUUAGAUAUUGAUGAUGUGAGGGGACAAGGUUAUGAUAAUGGUUCCAAUAUGAGAGGAAAACACCAAGGUGUUCAGAAAAGGUUACUUGACAUAAAUCCUAGAGCUUUUUAUAUGCCAUGCGGUUGUCACUCUCUUAAUUUAGUACUUUGUGAUAUGGCAAACUCUUGUCUAAAAGGAAAAUCAUUUUUUGGAGCAUGUCAGGCCAUUUACAAUGUGUUUGCUAAUUCAACAAAGCGAUGGAACCUUUUACUUGAAUAUGUAGAUGAAUUAACUUUGAAAUCUUUGUCAGCUACACGGUGGGAAAGUCGUAUUGAAAGUGUGAAAGCAAUAAAAAGUCAAUUUCCCAAAAUAAAAGAAGCUUUAAUCAAACUUGCUGAAGUUGGUGAUGCAUAUGAUAAUCAUUUGAGUUGGGAAGUUGGGAAAUUAUUAGAUGGUGAAUUUUCAAGUUUUGAUUUCAUUUUAAGUUUGGUUGUAUGGCAUGAUAUUUUGCACAAAAUAAACAUGGUAAGCAAAAAUUUGCAAGUUGGAGAUAUGAUUCUUGAUGUUGCUAUUAAAAGUUUAAAAGGGUUGAUUUCAUUUUUUGAAAAAUAUAGAGAAGAUGGAUUUAAUUCUGCUAUAAUUGAUGCUAAAGAAAUUGCAAAUGAAAUGGGAAUUGAGUCUGUAUUUCCUGUGAAGCGUAGGGUUAUAAGAAAGAGACAUUUUGAUGAGAUUCCUGAUACAGAUAGAGAACAACAAUCAGCUCAAGAAGAUUUUAGAACUGAUUACUUUCUUGUCUUAGUUGAUAUGGCUCUUUCUCAAUUGAGGAGUAGAUUUGAACAAAUGGAAAGUUUUGAAUAUGUAUUUGGCUUCUUAUUUGAUGCAUCACGGUUGGUUUCAUUGGAUGAUGAAGACAUGAAAAAUUGUUGUUUGAAACUUGAACUUGCUUUGAAACAUGGUGAGGUGUCUGAUAUUGAUGCAAAAUAUUUGCUUUCUGAGUUGCAAAUAUUGCAGGAAAUGCUACCAAAUGAAGCAUAUGAAACAGGAAAACCAUGGAAUUCCAUUAAAAUUAUGGAGUUUGCAAAAAAAAAUGGAUAUGUUUCCAAAUAUUUUGGUUGCUUAUAG
Messenger RNA from Rosa chinensis, 1347 nucleotides. Its product is annotated as zinc finger MYM-type protein 1-like. The transcript has a single exon. The record is from RefSeq and is a predicted model, not a curated record. Lineage: Eukaryota; Viridiplantae; Streptophyta; Magnoliopsida; Rosales; Rosaceae. Bases 1 to 1347 code for a protein of 448 amino acids.